UAAUAUAGUGUAGAGUAAACCGCGUCAUUUACAAAUGACAGGUCUGGGCGGAUCGUGUGGAAAGUGCGUCUGCGGAUCGUCCCUCGCUCAGGGGGAGAGAGAGAUGGCGUGCUUGCUGGAGGCCCCUCUACGCAUUAGCGUGUUAUCUGAAGUCACAGCCACCAGUCGCCAUUAUGUUGACCGGCUCUUCGACCCCGACCCACAGAAAGUGCUGCAGGGAGUCAUCGAUAUGAAGAACGUGGUGAUCGGAAACAACAAACAGAAGGCGAACCUGAUCGUGCUGGGAGCCGUACCCAGGCUCCUGUAUUUACUUCAGCAGAGCUCAUCCAGUGCAGACUUGAGGACAGAGUGUGCAGUGGUGUUAGGCAGCCUGGCCAUGGGCACCGAGAACAACAUCAAGUCCCUGGUGGACUGUCACAUCAUCCCCACACUGCUGCAAGGUCUCUUGAGUCCUGACCUGGUCUUUAUCGAGGCCUGUCUGCGCUGCUUAAGAACAGUCUUUAUCAGUCCUGUCACGCCGGUGCAGCUCCUCUACACGGACCCCACUGUGAUCCCUCAUCUGAUGUCUCUGCUGAGCCGGUCCCAGCGCACACAAGAGUACAUCACUCAGAUCUUCUCCCACUGCUGCAAGACUCCAGAGCAUCAGACAGUUUUGUUCAACAACGGUGCAAUCGAGAAAAUCUCCCCACUGCUCACGUCAGCAUCCUAUAAGGUACGAAUGCAGGCGUUAAAAUGUUUCUCCGUCCUCGCAUACGAGAACCCUCAGGUCUCCAUGACGCUGGUGAACGUGCUGGUGGAUAGUGAACUGCUCUCUCAGGUUUUUGUGCAAAUGAUGCAAAGAGAUAAACCCAUCGAAAUGCAGCUGACCGCAGCCAAAUGUUUAACGUACAUGUGUCGAGCGGGAGCCAUCAGGACAGAUGACAACUGUAUAAUACUAAAGACUUUACCGUGCCUGGUGCGCAUGUGCAGUAAGGACCGGCUGUUGGAGGAGCGUGUAGAGGGGGCGGAGACACUGGCGUACCUGAUGGAGCCAGAUGUUGAACUCCAGAGGAUAGCGAGCGUCACGGAUCACCUGGUGGCCAUGCUCGCCGACUACUUCAAAUACCCCAGCUCAGUCAGUGCCAUCACCGACAUCAAGAGGCUGGAUCAUGACUUGAAGCAUGCACACGAGCUGAGGCAAGCAGCCUUCAAACUCUACGCCUCACUUGGCUCUAAUGAUGAAGACAUUAGGAAAAAGAUCACAGAGACGGAGAACAUGAUGGACAGGAUAGUGAGCGGCCUGUCUGAAUCCAGCAUAAAGGUCCGAAUAGCUGCUGUCAGAUGUCUCCACAGUUUGUCGCGAUCGGUACAACAGCUGAGGACGAGUUUCCACGAUCAUGCAGUGUGGAAGCCGCUAAUGAAGUUGUUACAGAAUGCCCCAGAUGAAGUGCUGGUCAUGGCCUCUUCAACACUAUGCAACCUGCUGCUGGAGUUUUCACCUAGUAAAGAGCCCAUCUUAGAGUCUGGAGUGAUCGACUUACUAUGCAGCUUAACACAAAGUGACAGCACUGCACUACGGGUCAACGGCAUCUGGGCUCUCAUGAACAUGGCUUUCCAGGCUGAUCAGAAGGUCAAGGUGGAGAUCAUGAGAGCACUGGGGACAGAACAACUCUUUCGGCUCCUCUCGGACCCUGACACCAAUGUGCUAAUGAAGACGCUGGGACUGCUGCGUAACCUGCUCUCCACACGACCACACAUAGACCAGAUCAUGAGCUCCCACGGAAAGCAGAUCAUGCAGGCAGUCACGUUGAUCCUGGAGGGAGAGCACAGCAUAGAGGUCAAAGAACAGACUUUGUGCAUACUGGCCAACAUCGCUGACGGAAACACGGCCAAAGAGCUCAUCAUGACAAAUGACGACAUGUUGCAAAAAGUCAAGUACUACAUGGGGCAUUCCAAUGUGAAGCUGCAGCUGGCUGCCACCUUCUGCAUUUCCAACCUGGUGUGGAACGAGGAGGACGGUGAGGGCGGCUCCCAAGAACGGCAGGAUAAAUUAAGGGAGAUGGGUUUUGUAGAUAUUUUACACAAACUCACCCAGGCAUCAGAUCCUAACCUCUGUGACAGAGCGAAGACAGCGAUGCAACAGUACUUAGCGUGACCCUGAGUGAAGGCAGCCAUCACUGAGAGGACUGGCCUCUGCUUGUAUCUCUUCUGUUUUUGAGUUUUUUGGAGUUUUAUUUUGUUGCACAAGACACCUUUCGAACCUGCAGACACUCUCCCGAUCAAUGCCAUAACCUAGAGACGUGGUUGCCAGGGGCAAUGGAACGUUUGCGAACAUGUCUUCUACUUUUUGUGCUGAACUCCAAGAAGACAGGUUUUCUGUGUUUCUCCUCUUUUUUUUUCUUUUUGGUUUUGGAUUUUGGACAGUGAUUAGGUUUAAAAAAAACAAAAAACAAAAAAAAAAAAAAACAAAGAAAAAAAGAAAGGACUUUAAUCUGCUUGUGCUGCAGUGCCACCUGGUGGUUUGGAUGCUUUGGUGCUUUGGACUUUGUCUCGGACUGCUAAGCUAAACAGACUAAUGGCAGGGUCAAAGGGAGCAUCGUCUCCUUAUUUCAGUUUGCUGACAUGUUAUUGAUAUUAUAAUUAUUAGCAUUAAUUAUUAUUAUUGUUGUUUUAAGAGGGGCUUCAUUAAGAGAGGACAAAGUUUAAAAAAAAAAAGACUGCUUUUUGUGGAUACAUACCUCGUAAAUAUCUCUCUCUAAAUAUAUAAAUAUAUAUAUAUAUAUAAAUAUAUAAAUAUAUUUUUUGAUUUAUAAUUUCCCCCAGAUUUUCUUUUCCUUGUGUGGUUUGAUCUACGUGUUUAUUUGUAGGGAAUGAGGACAGUAUGGUAGAGGCUGGGGUGAACACUGCUGUCUUGUGGGGGAGUAAAGAUGCGCAUUAAAAAUAAUAGAAAGGUUUAUAAAAGUAAACGUGGGCUUAAAUCACCUUGAAUCUCUGCCUUGCAACUCGCAAUGCAGGUCUAAUCUAUUUGAUGAUAUAUUUUAUUCUUUUUUUUCUCUCUAAUUUAUGACACUGGUUUCUUUCAAACAAUAUAUUUCUGUGUUAUUUAUAAUGCUGUUCUGUGAAAGAACCCCCCACCCCAUCCCCCCACCGCCCGAAUCGCCACAGGUUCAAAAAGCAAAAAUCAGAAGGUAUCUAUGAUUAAGACUAACAGGUGAAAAGUGCUGCUCUCGGUUGUACUGCCUUUGCUGUUCACUGGAGCAGAGUCUACCUCCCUUAACCUCCAGCAUUCACUCCUUCUUUUAGUCAUUGACAAUGAAUGUUCCCAUUUGAAAUAUAUGCAGACCACUGCCACGGAGCUGG
Messenger RNA from Tachysurus fulvidraco (yellow catfish), 3339 nucleotides. RefSeq names its product armadillo repeat containing 8 (gene armc8). The coding region runs from base 35 to 2134 and encodes 699 amino acids. Gene Ontology annotation, biological process: proteasome-mediated ubiquitin-dependent protein catabolic process. The record is from RefSeq and is a predicted model, not a curated record. Gene Ontology annotation, cellular component: GID complex. NCBI's taxonomy places the organism in Eukaryota, Metazoa, Chordata, Actinopteri, Siluriformes, Bagridae. The transcript is spliced from 22 exons. Gene Ontology annotation, molecular function: protein binding.